CGUCACCAUUCUGCGCCACCCGUUAAACUUUUGCUGUGUAAUCUGAGUGAACGAACGAGGUUGCAGUGUUGCUCAGGGAAAACCUUACUUAUUAUAACUUUGAAAUUACAGUAUGGAGUAUUUGAUCGGGAUUCAGGGGCCAGACUUUGUCCUUGUAGCUGCUGAUAAUGUUGCAGCAAGCAGCAUCAUUCAGAUGAAACAGGACCAAGACAAGAUGUUCAAGCUCAGCGACAAGAUUCUGUUGUUAUGUGUAGGAGAGGCUGGAGAUACAGUACAGUUUGCAGAGUACAUCCAGAAGAAUAUUCAGCUCUACAAAAUGAGAAACGGUUAUGAACUCAGUCCAACAGCGGCAGCCAACUUCACACGCAAAAACCUUGCAGACUACCUUCGAAGCAGGACUCCAUACCAUGUGAACUUGUUGCUGGCCGGGUUUGAUGAGACAGAUGGCCCUGGGCUCUACUUCAUGGACUACCUGUCUGCUCUGGCCAAAGCCCCUUUUGCUGCCCAUGGCUACGGAGCCUAUCUCACCCUGUCCAUCCUCGACCGCUACUACAGACCAGAUCUGACUCGCGACGAAGCCGUGGAGCUGCUGAAGAAGUGCAUUGAGGAGUUGAACAAGCGCCUCAUCAUCAACCUGCCCUCCUUCAGUGUCCGUUUGAUUGACAAGGACGGCAUCCAUGACCUGGAGAAGCUCGUCCCCGUGGGCGCCAAGUGACCGCUCACUGCUCACCCCUAAUGGCCACAUUUUUCUACCGUAGACCCUGCUCUUUAUGUUCCAAUAAAUCGUGACACACUGUUGAGAUA
Molecule: messenger RNA, 804 nt
Organism: Esox lucius (northern pike)
Lineage: Eukaryota; Metazoa; Chordata; Actinopteri; Esociformes; Esocidae
Gene: psmb2
Product: proteasome 20S subunit beta 2
Exons: 6
Coding region: 113-715 (200 amino acids)
Biological process (GO): proteasomal protein catabolic process
Cellular component (GO): proteasome core complex, beta-subunit complex; cytosol; proteasome core complex
Molecular function (GO): peptidase activity
Source: RefSeq, a predicted model, not a curated record